UUUUCCAUGUCAUAGGAGGAGGAGAGAAGGGACAUUCUUUUAGCUGCGGGGUUGCGAUCGAUCGAGCGAGAGGGAAUCGGUGUGCGCCUUAAAAUCCUGGUCGCUCUAUCGGAUAGAAGCGAGCGAUCGUGUCGCUUGCGCUCGAAGGGUAGGGUUUUUGGUUCUCCCAGAGUGUAGGUAGGGCUUUGCAAUGCCGCUGCGCCUCCUCCUCUAGAAGCGCGCAGAUCUAUCGUCUUCGUCGAGUAGCAACGCAAAGCGAAAAAAGAGGUUUUCUUUUCGCGAGGAUCACAAUGGGUUCCUUGCUGGGCGAUCUUCCUUCGUACAACCCGCACAAUUUCAGCCAGUUGAGACCAUCGGAUCCUUCUCAUCGCUCCCAACUCACACCGCUCACUUAUCACGCUACUCACGACCGGACGAUGCCUCCGGCGGAUCAAGUCAUCUCCACUGAAGCUACCAACAUUUUGCUGAGGCACUUCUAUCAAAAAGCCGAUCACAAGCUCAAGUUGAAGCGCUCGGCCACCGAUUCGCCUCUCGGGGAUCACAAGCGUCCCAAGAGCACAACUUGCGCUCCAGAGAAGAGAUGAUCGCGAGUUCUCCCUGUACUUAACAAGCCCGCGAUGGAAAAAAAAACAGAGGUUGGCUACACAGGUUUGAUGAGCAGAAUCCAUUUUCUCGAUCUCUAAGCUUGUGAAUAUCUAGAUCGACAAUGGUAACUUUCUUUUAGAAA
Messenger RNA from Selaginella moellendorffii, 727 nucleotides. RefSeq names its product DET1- and DDB1-associated protein 1. The transcript has 5 exons. Gene Ontology annotation, biological process: positive regulation of proteasomal ubiquitin-dependent protein catabolic process. Lineage: Eukaryota; Viridiplantae; Streptophyta; Lycopodiopsida; Selaginellales; Selaginellaceae. Bases 291 to 584 code for a protein of 97 amino acids. Gene Ontology annotation, cellular component: Cul4-RING E3 ubiquitin ligase complex. The record is from RefSeq and is a predicted model, not a curated record.